Bubalus bubalis (water buffalo) is the source of this 3475-nucleotide messenger RNA. RefSeq lists its product as uncharacterized. Lineage: Eukaryota; Metazoa; Chordata; Mammalia; Artiodactyla; Bovidae. The transcript has 2 exons. The record is from RefSeq and is a predicted model, not a curated record. Bases 1239 to 1922 code for a protein of 227 amino acids.
UCCUUCUCAAAAGCGGACCGGGGAAUCGGGGGCAUUUGGCAUGUGGCACCACCCACGUGGCUCGUCUCGAAUUUCCCUGUGAGACCGGCCUCAUCCUGAGGUGCACCGGGAAGGCCGGGAACCCCUUCUGAACCACGCAGGGGAAUCGACUCUCCUGUCGUGAUCAGGAGGGGAGAACGGGCUCAGAUGAAGCUGUGCCGGGACUCUCGGUGUUCCCUCGAGGGUACCCGGCGUGUCGGGGAGCUUUUGGGGGUCGCACGAAGGGUGUCAGGUACUGUUUCGCACUUCAGGGCGGAACAUGGGACUUCCCUGAGACGCUGUAGUGGGCAAGGGCCUCAUCUUGCGAAGACGUUGGAACCACGUGUUUUUUCUCGAGUUGCGGCGGGAUUCUCGAGUGACGAUGGGGAUUACAGGCUUCCUCCUCUGUUGGCCCUGGGAAGCCCAGUCUUCCAUUCGAUUGGCGAGGGAAAGCUGGGGGUUGCGCUCGAGUCACUGCAGGGCCAAAGAGACCUCAUCUAGGCUUGUGUCCAGGACCUAAUGUUCCUCUCCAGGGAAGGCAGGGAUCUCGGGGUUGCAUUCCAGGAUCCCCCUGGGUGUCAGGCCUCGUCUCGAGGGGAAGCAAAGGACUCUGCUGUCCUCCCGAGUCGCGACGCGGAUAUCUUGGAGCCCCCUAGUGGCGUCAGUGGAGUCAAGCCUCCUCUUCAUUUUGGAGAGAGGGCUCGGGAUUGUUCUCCAGGCCAUGCAGGAAAAGAAGGCCCUUCACAUCGCGAGGACGGGGGCGUCUCAGGGGUUUCCUCGAGCUGCGGCGCCCGUGGGGGUUUUCCUCGCGAGGCACGGCGAGGAUCUCAGGGAGCCUCUCGUGCGGCGCCAGGGAAGUCAGGUCUCCCUGCGCGUAGCGAGGAGGAGCGCGUUGUGGCUCUCGAGUAAUGGGAGGGGACUAGGGCCUCAAGACGCGUUGAAGAGGGACUCUCGAGGUCUUUCUCGGGUUGUGGCGGGAAAAAGUCGUUUCCCUCGACUUCUGCCGGGGACCUUAGGGAACUUCCCAGGGUGUCUCUGAGAGUUGAGGGAUACUGUGGAGUUGGCGGUGCCUCUCGGGACUCCGCUGGGUUUGUCGCAAUGGAAGAGGGGCUCAUCUCGAGGGGAGGCAGGAACCUCAGACUUCCUCUCUGUUUCGGACUCCGACAUCAGGGUCCCUGCAGAGUUGGGACAGGAGAGUCAGGCUACGUCUUUUCUGAGGAAUGGAACUCCGCUUGCCUCUCGAGUUGUUCAUGGGGUUUCAGGCCCCUUGUCAAACUGUGUGUGGAAUCUGCAGGUUUUUCCAGACGAUGCACGGGGGUGUCAGUGACCCUUCGUUUUGUGUCUUCAUCCACAGGGUUGCCUUCGAAGAGGUGUCCGGGCAUCGGGUUCUUAUGAAGAGCGGACCGGGAUAUCGGGGUCGUUCAGCAUUUGGCACCACCCACGUGGGUUGUCUCGAAUUUCCUCAUGAAACCGGCCUCAUCCUGAAGUGUGCCGCGAAGGUCAUGAAACUCUUCCAGACAAAGCAGAGGAAUCGACCCUCCUGUGGCGAUCAGGAGGGGAGAAGUGGCUCAGAUGAAGUGCUGCUGGGAACCUCGGUGUUUCCCUCAAGUGAGACAGAUUCGAGGAAGAGCUGGAGGUGCGCUCUAGUCACUGAAGGCAAAAGAGACCCCACCAAGGCUUGUGUGCAGGACCUAAUGUUCAUGUCAAGGCUCGACAGAAAUCUCGGGGUUGCAUUCCAGACUCACCUUGGAGUCAGGCCUCAGUCUCGAGGGGAAGCAAAGGACUCUGCUCUCCUCUCGAGUCGGACGGGUAUGUCUUGGAGCCCACUGAGUGGCUUAAAGGGAGUCAAACCUCCUCUGGUGUUUGGAGGGAGGACACGGGAUUGCUCUCCAGGGAAUGCAUGAAAUGAAGGCCCUCAUCUCCCAAUGACUGGGGCGUCUCGUAGGUUUUCUCGAGCUGUGGCGCUAGUGUGGGGUUUCUCACGAAGUAAGACUGGGAGCUCAGUGAGCCUCUCACGUGGUGCCAGGGCAGUCAGGUCUCUAUGCACGUGGUGAGAGGGAGCCCGUCAUUGUUCUCGAGUCAUGGUAGGGGAAUUGGGCCUGAAGACGUGUUAAAGAAGGACUCUCGAGGUCUUUCCUGGGUUGCAGCAGGAAACCCUGGGUUCCAUCGACUUGUGCCAGUGACCUCAGGAAGCUUCUCAGCGUGCCUCUGAGAAGUCAGGGUCACUGUGGAGUUGGGAGGGGCCUCUCGGAACUCCACUGGGUUUGGUGCAAUGGAAGAGGGCCUCAUGACAAGUUGAGGCAGGAACCUCAGGGUUCCUCUCCUGGCUUCGAAUGCGCCGGAUCUGACUCGGAUCGCAGAGUCCCUGCAGAGUUGGGACAGGAGAGUCAGGCCUCGUCUUGUGUGGAGGAAUGGAACUCCGCUUGACUCUCGCGUUGUUCAUGGGGUGACAGGCCACUUGUCGAUUUGUAUGUGGAACUUGCGGGUUUUUCUGGACGAUGCACCGGGGUGUCACUGCCCCUUCGUGUUGUGCCUUGAUCCACAGGAUUGCCUUCGAGUUGGGUUCUGCCAUCGGGUUCUUAUCAAGAGCGGACCAGGGAAUUGGGGUCUUUUGGCAUGCCGCACCACCCACGAGGCUAUGUCUCAAAUUUCCUCGUGAGACUGGCCUCAUCUUGAUGUGCGCCAGGAAGGUCGGGAAUGCCUUCCAGACAAAGCAGGGGAAUCGAACCUCCUGUCGCGAUCAAGAGGGGAGAAGAGUCUCAGAUGAAGUGGUGCCGGGAACCUCGGUGUUCUCCUCAAGUGAGACUGGUAUGUCGGGGAACUUUUGGGGUCGCAUCAAGGGUUCCAAGUAACUUUUCGCUCUUCAAUACGGAACGUGGGACUUCUCUUGAGACGCUGUAGCGGGCAAGGGCCUCAUCUUUCGAUGACGGGGGAACCACGUGGUUUUUCUUGAGUUGCGGCGGGAUUCUCGAGUUACGACGGGGAAUUCAGGCUUCCUGUUCAACUGGCCCAGGGAAGUCCAGUUUUCAUUCGAAUUGCGAGUUAGAACUGGGGAUUGCUCUCGAGACACUGCAGGGCCAAAUAGACCUCAUCUAGGCUUGUGUCCAGGACCUAAUGUUCCUCUGCUGGGGCGACAGCGAUCUCGGCAUUGCAUUCUCGACUCACCCGGGGAAUCAGGCCUCGUCUCGAGGGGAAGCCAAGGACACCGCUCUCCUGUCAAGUCGCGACGGGUAUAUCUUGGAGCUCACUGUGUGGCCUAAAAUGAGUCAAGCCUCCUGUGGAGUUUGGAGAGAGGACUCAGGAUUGCUCUCCAGGCCAUACAGCAAAAGAAGGCCCUCAUCUCGUGAGGACUGGGGCGUCUCGUGGGUAUUCUCGAGCUGCGGCUCCAGUGUGGUGUUGCUCACGAGGUAUAAUGGGGAGCUCAGGGAGCCUCUCCUGUGGCGCCAGGGAAGUCAGG